Seminavis robusta is the source of this 3731-nucleotide messenger RNA. NCBI's taxonomy places the organism in Eukaryota, Bacillariophyta, Bacillariophyceae, Naviculales, Naviculaceae. The record is from the annotation of a GenBank genome assembly.
CACUCCUUGCCACGGUCAACACCUCACAGAGAUGAAGCCAUCACCCUCCGAGCCCCAGCUUCCGUAGCAAUCCCCUUGUAUUAUCUUCCAAUUCAAGUUCUGGAGCUCUGAGAAACAGGACCACUACAGUAGUUGGUUGUGCUGUGUUGUGUUGUCUAUAGCACCCUGACGCCACAGAGAUCAGCAAAGAUCAGAAGAUCGGAAGUCAGCAAAUAUCCAAGACAUCCGCAACCAUGAAAUCGGGACGACACUCCAGAAAACGGGCCCAGACUGGACAAUCUGCCGAUGGAUGCUGGCGCAGUCGACAUGGUCAAAGGAGACUGGGCUGGUUGGUUGGCACUUUUUCACUACUAGCCUCGGAAUCCAAUGCCUACAGUACCGUAUCCACAAAACCCGGUCUUUUUGGAUCCCCCCGGAGUGGCAAUAAUUGGCGACCACCAAGAAAGCAAAAUGGUCAGGAAAAGAGACCAUCCAUUCGUGUUCCUUCGGUCCUGAGGAUGGUCCUGACAACUCCCGAGUCCAUCAUUGAGCAAGCUUCCACUCAGAAGCUAUUGGAUAUUCUCAUUGAUGAAAGUGUUCGAACCACGGCCAGGAGGCCCAUCAUGAUGCAGUUUGAUCCAUCCAGUGGCUGGAUAUGGAGAAGAUGGAAAGGGACGGUCUUCUCUGAAACCUGGAUUUCCUGUGUUCGAAAUGUCGUAUAUGCACUAGUCGUCCUUUACAUCUAUCGAGCUGUACCUCGCCUGCAUGAUGCCCUCACUGGAUUCAGCACUCUCUGGGCACAGCUUCUGUCGGUCACUACUUUUACACUCACCUUCUUUGUGAACCAGUCCUAUGCACUCUGGCGAAAAUGUUAUGAAUACAGUAGACGGUUACAGGGGCGACUCCAUGACAUUGACAUGACACUGGCGGCCCAUGCAGCACGAAAGAUGCCAGCCAGUCCCAGUGAAGCUUCCACCUAUACAUCGGCAUCACGGCAAUUGCUGGAUCUGACGGCACGCUAUGUCCGAUUAUUCAAUCUGCUAACCUAUGCAUCCUUCACGCGAUCACAUCGUCCAAUACUGACUCCACGAGGUAUGAGGCGAUUGGUUGAAAGAGGUUUGAUGACUUCCCAAGAACUGGAGGUAUUGGUGGAAGCAAAUAUCCCAGCCACGCAGAGACACAAUUGUGUCUUGAUGUGGAUAGCCCGAGUGUUUGUCGAAGGCAAGAAGGCCAACCAUUUUGAAGGUGGAUCAGGCAUGGAGCAACAGUUCAUGGAGAAGAUCCAUGUGUUGCGUGCACAGUACGGAGCCAUCGGAGAUGAAUUGCAAGGAAGAAUGCCUCUGGCAUAUGCACAUAUUGUUCAGGUGCUCGUUGAUUGUGUAUUGCUCAUGUACCCACUGAUGGCGUUCAGCAGUGGCAUGUCUCCAAUACUAGGAGUUCUGGGGACGGGGUUACUGACUACAUCCUAUCAAGGUCUCUUUGAUCUUGCCAAACAAUUCCUUGAUCCAUACGACAACGAAAAUUAUGGUAGAGGGGAAGAUCCGUUGUGCGUGGAUACAUUGAUAGCUGAAUCAAACGCUGGAUCGAUCCGAUGGAUGUACGGUUUUGAGCAAAUGCCCGUUUCUUCGCAGAGAAUUAGGGAUGGAGAGUUGUACGACUAUCUACUCCCGGUUCGGGGAUACACAGUGGAGGAAUUGGACAAAAUGGAGCAGGAGAGGCUGCAAAAGGAAAAAGAGCUCAAGGAAAUGCGUGAACGUGAAGAAGCAGAACGUAUACAAAGAGAGGAGGCCGAGCGUCUUGAACAAGAAAAACAACUUGAAGAAGCCGAAGAGGAGGAGGAGCCGGAAGAAGAAGUAACUGUCCAGAGCUUCCACGAAGACGACGAUGGUCAGAGAUCUGAGUUGAACGAUGACAUCAACGAAACAGCAACAGGCAUGCAACAAUUGGACACAGAAUCAUUUGCGAGGGAAUUUCCAGUGUUUGAAACAGAUGAUUCUAACAUCUCACAGCCCUCGAGUCCGUCGGACAGACUCAAUGCAACGGGGACAGCAUUAUCAACAAAUGCUACGACUAGCGAGUCGACCGCGCAAGAAGACUUGUCUUCCUCGGUACACAAAGUUACAUCGUUGGGAAGCGGAAUUCCUGUGUCGAUGUCAGACGACGUUGACGUUGACGAUGCCAUGAAUGUCACAGGAGCUUACAUGGACGAUCCAAAUGAUGCAGAGGAGAUAUCUCAUGUCGACGAUGCAUCCGUUCCACGGAAUGAUUCAUCCUCUGAGACUAGUAGCAUACCGGUAAAUGGCGAUUUGGAAGACGACAAUGUCAUUGCUUCAGUUCCGGUGUCGACAAAGGCCAAUGGGGAAGGCGUCGAUGACGAUAGUGCUUCUGAGUCUUUACAGCACAUGGGAGAUGCAGAUGAUGAAGUGGGGGGCAUAGACCACGAACAAGAGAUGCAGGAAAUUGAGAUGGCCGAUGACGUGGACAUUUACGUUCCCGAGAUGGUGGAGUUCGAUUUUGAAUCGUUGAAAGAACUUCCUUGGUUUGACGAGGUUGGUCCGGAUGGCCAAGAAGUAAGGCUCAGCCAAAUGCUUGCUGAAGAAGAGUGGGAAAGUGAAGAAAGUCUUGCAGCUGAGGCCAUUCUAAGCAAAGAAGAGCUCCUUGAAGUGGCAGAGAGCGAACGGCGUGAAACGGAAUUAAUCAUGUCAGGAUCACCGCAGGCGGAAGCUAUGGCAAUGGCCUCUUCAGACAAGUCGGCGGCACUUCCUGGAUACGAUCAAACAAAGCUUGAUGGCAUAUCUCAGUUAUGGGGACUGCAACCGGGUGAGCUUGACCUUCCUGGCCCCUCGAUUUCCAGCGAUGUACUGCCCGAAAGAAACGAUUUUGACGAAGUUUCUCAACUCUGGGGGCAGGAUAUCAAACCUUCUACAGCUGGUGAAAACCCGUCUGUUGUCGGUUACUCUGAUUCAUGGGGAGGGACCACCGAGAACGGCGGACCAGAAAAGCUCGCAUCGGACUCGUCGAGAGCUACUAGUACGUACAGUCCAACGAGCGACGACACGGAGAUGUACGGUGGAAAUAUCCAAAACGAAGAAGAAGCGUAUGACUUUGCCGCCUACGGGGUGAUGGACUGGGACGAGGACGGCGGCCAAGGUGACCGCCUCAGUCAAAUCCUCGCGGAUGAAACUUGGGAGAGUUACGACGAGCCUCUAACUAAAGGGCCCAUCAAGACGCUUGAAGACUACACAAAGAAAGUAGUGGAAAUACUUGAAGCUGCCGAAGAUGAACUCUUGGAAACAGAAGCCAUCCUGAGGGCACCCCCUGGAGCUGACUCUGUUGCCAUCAUGGAGCGGGAGGGGGAGGAUGAGCUGGUUCUGCAGACCAUAAACGAAACCAGACCAGCUGAUCUUCCAGAGUUUACAGACGAAGAAGAAGAGGACACAUUGGGAUAUGAUGACUUGGAGGCGCUCUCAAUGGAUGUUGUAGAACAAGUCGUGAACACAACCGAUGCAAAUGCUACUGGAAACUAUCCUGGAGAGCUCUCAAUUGAAGAUACUAUAGACGCAUCCAGCAACACCACGCAUCCAAAUCCGGCUGCAGCGUAUCUCGCAGAAUUGGGGGCAACAGCGCAGGAGUGUAACGACGACGACGAAGAACCUUGUAUCAUCUUCAACGAAACGGAACUGAGCUCUUCCAACGUUAGCCGUAUUGCUGACGAUGAAAGCGACGGGACGGGAGACCCUUGGGGUGAAUAA